Motacilla alba alba is the source of this 1051-nucleotide messenger RNA. It is a transcript of the gene DYNLT2, whose product is annotated as dynein light chain Tctex-type 2. The record is from RefSeq and is a predicted model, not a curated record. Gene Ontology annotation, molecular function: dynein intermediate chain binding. Bases 10 to 888 code for a protein of 292 amino acids. Gene Ontology annotation, biological process: microtubule-based movement. NCBI's taxonomy places the organism in Eukaryota, Metazoa, Chordata, Aves, Passeriformes, Motacillidae. The transcript is spliced from 4 exons. Gene Ontology annotation, cellular component: cytoplasmic dynein complex; cytoplasm.
UUUAAAGAAAUGUCAAAAUCUACCAUGUUCCUAAGACCAUAUCUUAGGCUAUAUAAUUCAGUCCAUCUUAAUUUGUGUCUCUUCCCCUUCCCAUUCGCUGUUUCACUAUCAGAGACAGAAGGCCAGAGCAAAAUGAGAUCCAGAGCCGCCACCUUUUACUACUAUCACCUAUGUAAAAGGGGCCAGGCACGGGGCGGUGACCUUUGCCGGGAGAGCCGGCUGGCGCUGGCAGAAGCUGGGCCGGGCAGUGCUGUCCCCUCCCCUCCCCGCCCGCAGGCCGCAGCGCGGUCCUUUCCCGGGGCGCGGCGCUGCCCCCCGCUCCCGCCAUGGCCGCCGCCGUCUCCGUUACCGCUGCCCGCGCGCGCCGCGUCACGGCCGGCUCGCGGGCAGGGCCCGGGCCGCCGCACGCCGCCCAGCGGGACCGCCGCAGCCAUGGAGGGAGGGAAAAAGCGCCAGGAUAAAGACACGUCAAAAGGAAAAAAACUACCUCAGGAUGCUUCAGGCAUGGCUCCAACAGAAGGAAAGGCAAAGUCAAAAAGCCGUAACACAUACAGACUGGAGCCACGGACUAAAGUUCAGGAUGCCUUAUUAAGAGACAAAGCUCAAGCGAUACUAACGAAUAAACUACAAGAAGCCACAUAUGAUGGAGCUUCUAGUCCCUUCUUGUGUGCUUCCAUCUCAGAAGAAAUAUUAAAUGCUGUGAAGGAAUUGGACUAUGACCGUUAUAAGUAUGUGGUAUCAGUGCUAAUUGUGGAAAAAGCAAAUCAGGCAAUGAUUGUUGGCAGCAGAUGCCUCUGGGAUGCUCAAAGAGACACUUGGGUUUCAGCUAAAUGUGAAACUGAUACAUUUAUUGCACUGGCUUUGGUAAUGGCUUGUUAUUAUGACUAAAACUCUGAAAGUCACAGCUGCAUUUGUGCACCACAAUACAUAGUAUAUUUGAAAAUUUUCAAAACAUUAUUUUAGUAUUCAUAUUUGUCCUGUUGCUGUUGGCACAUUCAAACUGACAUGCAGUUGAGAUAAUUUUGCUCGGUUUUGCUCUGUUAAAAAAAAA